CAGGGCUGCGCGCCAAAACAUUUAUGUUAUACAGUAUGAUAUACUACUGUAGUUGUACAGUUAUCAAGUGAAGGCAUUGAAUAAGUAGUUUUAAUUCGAUUUUUAAAUGGCAGUUGCACAGAAAAAACAUUGAAGAUUUAAAGGCAAAAUGGAGGAAAGAAAUAUUAUAGCGGAGGGCUCAAAAAGGAAAGUCGACAGUGAUGACGAACUUUUCAGCUACGGCAAUACAGUGGAGUUUUCAUUUAAAAAGCAAAAAAUGGCACAAGCGACUUGUGGAAAUGCAAAGAAUUAUGCCAGUGAUAGUGGUUCAAGCGAAGGAAGUUCUUCAGAUUGUGACAAAAGUAGUGUUAGCUCUGAAAGUAGCGACGACGACUCAGAUCAUUGCAGCGAGGCUGAAUUAGGCUCAUUCGAUGUCGAUAAAGACACAAUAGAUCAGCCUCCAAAGUAUCCAGCACAAUCUCCAACUCCAGUAAUUUGUGUUAAUAACAAAAGAACAACAAGAUCCUUUCAGGCAUUAACAAAUCUUCUUUCACACAAUAACAAACCAAAUAUUGAAACAGCAUCACCAACUAUCCCUCUACCAACAAGGAGCAAUGAAAAGUUGCCUCAACUAGUUAUAUUGGAUGAUAGUCCUGUAAAUCGGGAACGGGUGAUUAAGGUCAAAUGUCAUGGAAAUGUUAAUAAAUACAAGAUAAGACAGAACCAAGAUUUCAAGUUAAUAAUCGACAUGAUCGCAGCAAAAGAAAGGACAUCUUCAGAAAAGGUAUUACUUUACCUCAAAGAGAGCUUGAUUAAAGAUGAUGACACUCCCAAAAGUAUCGAGUACACUGUCGCAGAUAUAAUUGAUUGUGUCAUUGUUGUUGAGGAUGCAUUGGACAGUGGCAGCAAGCACCUUGAUAAUGUUAUCAAAAUAAAAGUACAAGGAGAUGAAGUGCACUCAAAACAGGAACACACCAUUAACAAGUUCUCACCUUUGGAAAACACCAUAAAAGAUUACUGUGCCGCAAGAAAAAUUGAUGUUAAGACGGUUCAGAUAUACUUCGAUGGGGAACUUGUGAGCUUCAAGAAUACCCCAAAUGAUCUGAAUAUGGAAGAUGAUGAUAUUAUUGAUUUAAAAUGUAAUUAAUUUUAAUAGCACACCUGUAUAAUGUAAAUAUGAAUUUAACUCAGACACAUUUGAAAGGCUAAAAAUAAGUAAAUCAUAUCAUGUAAGUUCCUCUAUGCUACCCGUUCUAUGUUGUCUUGAUUGCAGAAAAACACGAAUAACAGAAAAUGCAUAAUGAUGCCAGAUUUUUAAAAAAAAGUAUCGCUUAUGAUGCUAAAUAGUGGUAUUUAUUUUGGUAACUAUUUAC
Messenger RNA from Rhopilema esculentum, 1352 nucleotides. Its product is annotated as NFATC2-interacting protein. NCBI's taxonomy places the organism in Eukaryota, Metazoa, Cnidaria, Scyphozoa, Rhizostomeae, Rhizostomatidae. The record is from RefSeq and is a predicted model, not a curated record. Gene Ontology annotation, biological process: cytokine production; positive regulation of transcription by RNA polymerase II.